Molecule: messenger RNA, 522 nt
Organism: Mustela erminea (ermine)
Lineage: Eukaryota; Metazoa; Chordata; Mammalia; Carnivora; Mustelidae
Product: cyclic nucleotide-binding domain-containing protein 1-like
Exons: 6
Coding region: 1-522 (173 amino acids)
Source: RefSeq, a predicted model, not a curated record
AUGGACAUUGGGGAGGUGAUAGUGGAAAGUGGAAAGAUAAUUUCUUUUGUGGCUUAUAUUAAUUCUGGAUAUUGUGACAUUUAUAGAAAUAUUGUAGGACUUAUGAAACUACAGCCAAAAAGAGUGAAAAAAAUUCAAAAACUUGUUUGUAUGGGUAGACUUAAGGAGAAGGAGUCCUUUGGUGAGAUUAGUGUUCUUCUUCAAGUUCCUUUCACAUGCACAGUAGUUACUGGAAAAGAGGUUGAAAUGGCAAUCAUUGAAGAUAAGGACCUAUUUGAAUUAGACCCAGUGACCAAGCAACUUAUGCUCCAUACUGCUAAACCAACUUUUGGCCAUCUGACAGAUGAGGAUAUCAAAACUGAAUAUUUGCAAAGGGAACAAAAAAAGGAAUGGAAAAAUUUCAAGGAUAGAACAAUGAAAAAUUCCUUGUACUAUAAUGGAAUUAUUCCAGGCUUUGGAAAAUGGGACCAUUGCUGGACCAGCAUUCCUAGGAAUCUCAAGGAUACUCUAGUCAGUUAUUAA